AAGAAACUUUUGGCAAGCAGAAUUUAAUAUGAACUAACAUUAAUUAAUGUUAAAAUAAUUGAAUAGGUCGUUCCUUUUUUUAAUUGAAAAUAAGACUUAGAGUUUAGUAUAAAAUCAGUAUCAGCUCAAGUAAUAAUAAUCGAAGAAGUGGAGAAGAGAAGAGAAUAGAAUAGAAGAGAGAGUAAUGAGCGAAGUAGCAGCUAAGACGGUGUGUGUUACUGGUGGUUCAGGAUACAUAGCCUCUUGGAUUGUUAAAUUCCUUCUCCAACGAGGAUACACUGUUAGAGCCAGUGUUCGAGAUCCCGAUGAUUCAAUAAAAACUGCCCAUUUGGUAGCAUUGGAUGGAGCUGAUGAGAGACUUCAUUUGUUCAAAGCAAAUUUGCUUGAGGAAGGUUCAUUUGAUUCUGCCAUUGAGGGUUGCCAAGGAGUUUUUCAUACUGCUUCUCCCUUUUUUCAUUCUGUUUCAGAUCCUCAGGCUGAACUUAUCGAACCAGCGUUGAAAGGAACAUUAAACGUUCUAAACUCGGUUGCAAAAGCUUCAUCCGUGAAGAGGGUUGUGUUAACAUCUUCCAUGGCUGCUGUUUCUUAUAAUACAAAGCCUCAAACUCCUCAAACAAUUGUUGAUGAAUCUUGGUUUUCUGAUCCUGAUAUGUGCAGAGACCAAGAGAUUUGGUAUUGCCUCUCCAAGACUUUAGCUGAGGAGGCAGCAUGGAAUUUUGUGAAAGAAAAGGGAAUAGAUUUGGUUACUAUCAACCCUGCCAUGGUUAUUGGUCCAUUAUUGCAACCAACACUAAAUACUAGUGCUCAAGCCAUUCUCAACUUAAUUUCUGGAGGAGAAACAUUUCCAAAUUCAGCAUUUGGUUGGGUUAAUGUGAAAGAUGUUGCAAAAGCUCACAUUGAAGCAUAUGAAAUUCCAACAGCCAAUGGAAGAUAUUGUUUGGUUGAGAGAGCUCUUCACUAUUCAGAAAUAGUUAAAAUUUUACAUCAACUCUACCCUUCAAUUCAACUUCCACAAAAGGCUGCUGAUGAGAAGCUAUUUGUAUUGGCAUAUCAAGUCUCAACAGAGAAAGCAAAGAGCUUAGGCAUUGAUUUCAUUCCUCUAGAGGAUAGUUUGAAGGAAACAGUGGAGAGUUUGAAAGAAAAGAAGUUUAUAAGUUUUUAAGCCGCUUAUUUUGUUUUAAUGUAUGAAAGAAGAACUCUUUUCGUUGUGGAAAGGAACUGCUUAAAGUUUGUUUACGGUAAUGUUGUCAUAAUUAAGUACUCCUUAAUUACAAGAGCAUUUGAUUUGCUGAUAUGUAUGUAAACUGAACCUAAUAGAUAUAAUAAUUAGAGUACUAUAGUUAAUAAAUGCAUUAUAAUUGAUAUAA
This is a messenger RNA of Cucumis sativus (cucumber), 1367 nucleotides long. Its product is annotated as cinnamoyl-CoA reductase 1. The coding region runs from base 185 to 1162 and encodes 325 amino acids. The record is from RefSeq and is a predicted model, not a curated record. The transcript is spliced from 6 exons. NCBI's taxonomy places the organism in Eukaryota, Viridiplantae, Streptophyta, Magnoliopsida, Cucurbitales, Cucurbitaceae. Gene Ontology annotation, molecular function: oxidoreductase activity, acting on the CH-OH group of donors, NAD or NADP as acceptor.